This is a messenger RNA of Suillus subaureus, 1161 nucleotides long. Its product is annotated as uracil-DNA glycosylase-like protein. The transcript has 8 exons. Gene Ontology annotation, molecular function: uracil DNA N-glycosylase activity. The coding region runs from base 1 to 714 and encodes 237 amino acids. Gene Ontology annotation, biological process: base-excision repair, AP site formation via deaminated base removal; base-excision repair. Gene Ontology annotation, cellular component: mitochondrion; nucleus. The record is from RefSeq and is a predicted model, not a curated record. NCBI's taxonomy places the organism in Eukaryota, Fungi, Basidiomycota, Agaricomycetes, Boletales, Suillaceae.
AUGGGUGGUUCCUGGAGGGCUGCGUUAGACAAGGAAUUUAUGAAGCCGUAUUUCCAAAAGCUCAAAGAAUUCCUCAUUGCGGAGCAUCGUGCGCACACCGUAUACCCAAAGCUGAAUGAUGUCUACUCUUGGUCACGAUUGACGCCACUUGACUCUGUGAAAGCCGUUAUACUAGGCCAGGAUCCAUAUCAUAAUGUAGGACAAGCGCACGGGCUCUCUUUCUCCGUCCUUCCUCCAACUAAGCUCCCUGGUUCCCUGAGGAAUAUCUAUAAACAACUCUCAACUGACAUCCCCACUUUCAAAGUCCCCACGUCUGGGGAUCUGACGCCCAUGGCUAAGGCUGGAGUUCUCUGGUUGAAUACCUGCCUGACUGUACGGGCGCAUAAUGCGAACUCGCACUCAAAAAAAGGCUGGGAGAAGUUCACUGACGCUGUUAUCCGAGCGGUGCUCGACCGUCCGGACGGAAGAGGGGUUGUCUUCUUUGCCUGGGGUUUGCCUGCCCAAAAACUAUACGACAGACUUGGGAUUGACGAGCAUCUGGUGUUAAGAUCUCCACAUCCUUCUCCUCUUUCAGCUCAUCGGGGCUUCCUUGGAAACGCCCACUUCAAGAAAGCCAAUGAAUGGCUGCGGAAGACACACGGGGAAGAAAUCGAUUGGAUGGCUCUCAGUCCUGUUCCACCUUCAGGCGCAGGUCGCCACAUCUUAACGACAUGAAUUGUAGCAAUAUCAGUAUUUCACCUACAGGAAAGCGAAUGCGAUUGCUACACUAACGGAAUCAUUGCUUAAAUUACAUGCAUGUAUCAGAUCUUCCUCAUCGAUGCCUUUGGCUGUUCCAAAUCUGGCUUUGCCCGCCGACUCCGAACUGCCCCAUAUCAGGAGAGGUAAAGAAUGUUGGAUUAGAUAUGGGGAAGUUCACAGCAUUGAACGGCGAUUGCGCAAAAUUCUGAUUUAUCAUCGGGAACUGUGCGAUAGGCGAGGCCUGCACAGCAGGAACAGGCGAGCGGGUUGUGUUUGGCCGUGAGCCUGGUUGGGGUGGCGGUUUCCAGUUCUGACAUAGUCAAUCAGCAUUGUGCGGAAGGGAGGAGAAUAGCCACAAACACUUACAUAUUGCUUUCCUUCACGAUAUAACUCUUCCAGCUUUUCGUCGAAGACACCGCGCUC